CUUCAGCUUCAGUCUGUAACCUUGGUCUCAUGCACAGGGUCCCAUAUGUCAUUUUUUUUUACGUCUGUGAGUGACAUACCCAACGUCAUGGUUGACCUCCUCCCUAUAUAAUAGUUGCUUCUUGUCCACUUGCCACUAGUUAUCCACACUCACUGGUGGAUAGGGUCCCUCAGCCAAACACUUCGUCUCAGUGUCUUCUUUCACCUCCUGUUCGGUCACCAAAUUCGGAAUAAUGUCAACUAGCACCUCACGGACAAAUCUAUCGUUUGAAAGAUAUCGCCUGGAUGGAAUGAUGUUGUCGUGUUCAUUCUAUGGCAUAUUCUUUCUCCUUACGAUGCAAGCCUGGACUGCUCUCAUGCAGCGGCCUCGACACGGGGGGAAAAUAGCAGAACAUCGUUAUGCACUUCUGUUCUACGUCUUCAUCACGUUCAUAUUGGGCUCAAUAAGCUUUGGUGUGAACGCAAAGUACACGGAAAUGAUUUGGAUAGACAAUCGUGACGCACCUGGCGGUCCGCUCGUGCUAAUCGAAAAUUACACGAGUUAUCGUAUGAACGUUGUGGCACUUUCCGCUGGUCACAUUCAAGAGUGGUUCAUGCAAGCUCUGCUCCUCCACCGAUGUUUUGUGAUAUGGAAUUGGUCAAGAUGGGUGAUGGUCCCGAUGAUCACAAUCUAUGUCGCCAUGAUCAUAAUAUCUAUUUUCACCAUGAGUAUGGUGAACACCGGUACUUCAUUUUACAGCAUCACGAUCGAGCUUGCCUACCUCUGCCUCGAAGUAGGGCUCACCGUCAUUUAUACCAUUCUCGUGACGAAUCGCUUAUAUGUCAUGCGAGGACGGAUGAGGCAGAUCAUGGCCCAAUAUGAUUCCAGCAUAUAUGAUACUAUCGCCCUCAUGGUCAUCGAGUCCGCAGCGUUAUACACCGUCUUCGCUCUUGUCUUCAUAGUUGCAUUUGCCAUGCACGCACACGGCCUCACCACUCUAUGUUUCCUGUCUAUUGGAAAAAUCCAGGGCAUUGCCCAAUUGUUCAUCAUCAUUCGUGUUGCACGGGGGCGAGCAGUGACACACGAGUGGUCGAGCCAAGCUACUACAAUACCUACGGCUAUAGCAUUCUCAGGGAGUGUAUCAGACACAACAGAGGGAACCGACAACGAACGAAUAGGCAGGCCAGAGCAAGAUGUCGUUCAGUUGUAUCCUGAUGCCGAGAAGGCGGCGGAAGUAGCAGUGUCUGUAGUGUGA
This is a messenger RNA of Suillus clintonianus, 1234 nucleotides long. RefSeq lists its product as uncharacterized. NCBI's taxonomy places the organism in Eukaryota, Fungi, Basidiomycota, Agaricomycetes, Boletales, Suillaceae. The record is from RefSeq and is a predicted model, not a curated record. The transcript has 7 exons. The coding region runs from base 233 to 1234 and encodes 333 amino acids.